GCGGCGGCGGCGGCGGAGGGCUGAGGCGGGGGGGAAAUGGCGGCCACGGUGCUGGCGGCGCCGGACGGUGGUUCUGCCGUGAUGCCGGCGGGGAGCGCGGCGUCUUGUCCUCCUCCGCCUGGUCCCUCAGGUCCGGGUUCGUGGAGUCGUUCCUUGGAUCGAGCCUUAGAAGAAGCGGCGGCCAGCGGUACCCUCAGUUUGAGCGGCAGGAAACUCCGCGACUACCCGCGAGCCAGCGCCGCCAACCACGACCUCAGCGACACCACCCAGGCCGAUUUGUCACGGAAUAAACUGUCAGAACUUCCAGCAGAAGCGUGUUCCUUUGUCUCCCUCGAGAGUCUUAAUUUGUACCAGAACUGCAUUCGUUAUAUCCCAGAGGCUGUUUUGAACUUACAGUCUUUAACAUUUCUAAAUAUCAGUCGAAACCAGCUUUCAACGUUGCCAGUACACCUCUGUAGUCUACCACUAAAAGUUUUGAUAGCAAGUAAUAAUAAGUUGGUUUCAAUACCUGAAGAAAUUGGACAGCUCAGACAGCUGACGGAGCUUGAUGUGAGCUGUAAUGAAAUACAGACAAUACCUCCACAGAUUGGCAAUUUGGAAUCCUUGCGAGACCUAAAUGUUAGAAGAAACAAUUUGGUGCGUUUACCUGAAGAGCUUGCCGAGUUGCCUUUGAUUCGAUUAGACUUCUCCUGCAAUAAAAUAACAACAAUACCAGUUUGUUAUAGGAACCUCAGACAUCUGCAGACCAUCAUGUUAGAGAACAACCCUCUCCAGUCACCCCCUGCACAGAUAUGUAUAAAAGGGAAGAUUCACAUAUUUAAAUACCUGAACAUAGAAGCAUGCAAGAUAGCUCCAGACCUGCCUGAUUACGAUAGGAGACCCAUGGGAUUUGGAUCUUGCCAUGAGGAACUCUAUUCCGGUCGUCCGUAUGGAGCACUUGAUUCUGGCUUCAAUAGCGUGGACAGUGGAGACAAAAGAUGGUCAGGGAAUGAACCAACAGAUGAGUUCUCAGAUCUCCCUUUACGUGUGGCAGAGAUCACUAAAGAACAGAGACUGCGAAGAGAAAGUCAGUAUCAAGAAAACCGAGGGAGCACAGUCAUAACUAAUGGUGGAGUGGAACAUGAUCUCGAUCAGAUCGACUAUAUUGAUAGCUGUGCCACAGAAGAGGAGGAGGAAGAGGUGAGGCAACCCAAGUGCAUGGACUCAGACAGCCUCAGCUCACAAUUCAUGGCAUAUAUUGACCAGCGGCGAAUCUCUAAUGAGGUCUCACCAGUAAAGCCCGUCAGAGAAUUUCAGAGAACAGAGGAUACAAGACGAUACUUACAUCAAAACAGGGAUACUGAUGAAUUACGAAGACCUGAAACUCUAAAUUUGAUGCAGGACAGAGAGCAUCACCAGGUGCUAAGGAGUUAUGUGGACAGGACAGAGAGACCCCCGGCUGAUUCACCUUACUUUCUCUCUCUGUCAAGUCACCACAGUCAGGUGCCUAACCCAGACGCCGAGCUGCACCGCAGGCACAUAGAGCGUACCCGCCGGGAGGCCCAGCUGGCAGCGCGGCAGUACGAGGAGGAGAGGAUAAGAACAAAACAGAUUCAGAGAGAAGCUGUCCUUGAUUUUGUUAAGCAAAAAGCAGCCUUAAGUCCUCAGAAGCAAAGUCCUCUGGAUAGUGAGUGUCCCUUUCCAUCCAGAAGGUCUCAGCAUACUGAUGAUAGUGCCUUGUUAGUGAGUGAUGACAGAUCUACCAUCUCCCCUGGCUCACCCACCACUCAGACAGUCCACCUUUCCCCUCCAUAUCCUGGCCAUGCAGCCCCACCUUCCUAUAGAAUCCCUUCCCAGCGACCUGAGAGUUUCCUUUUCCGAGCAGCUGUCAGGGAUGAAGCAAACAAAGCUGUUACUUCAUCUUCUACCCGUGCCUUGUCUCCUGCUAAUGAUUCCACAGACCCUAGAGCAAGACAAAACUCCAAGCAGCGAGAGGAGGAGCUGGAGCUGAUAGAGCAGCUGCGUAAGAACAUAGAGUCGCGGUUGAAGGUGUCGUUGCCCAGUGACCUGGGAGCAGCUCUCACUGAUGGUGUUGUGCUUUGCCAUUUGGCUAAUCACGUGCGUCCCCGAUCUGUUCCCAGCAUUCAUGUCCCCUCACCUGCUGUUCCUAAACUUACGAUGGCAAAGUGCAGGCGGAACGUGGAGAAUUUCUUGGAAGCUUGCAGAAGGAUUGGAGUGCCUCAGGAGCAAUUAUGUUUGCCUCUACAUAUUUUAGAAGAGAAGGGUUUGACACAGGUAGCUGUGACUGUCCAGGCGCUCCUGGAGCUGGCACCCCCAAAGCAGCAGCAACUUCACCACUUGUCUGCUGUGUAAAGACCUCCAGGACCUUUUGGGUUACCUUGGCUAAGCAGAAGGACAUGAAGACUUUACUGCCCAUGCAGUGCAUCCAAACACACAGAGCUCUCUUCUAAGGAAAUGAGUUUCCAUGAUUCCUGACAGGAAUGUUUUACUUCAUUUCUCCAUUUUUUUGGAGAUCACAACAGUUUCCAAUAACAUUUUUAUUACCGAUAUUUUUGCCCCUUAUUUUAAACGAAAGCAAAAAUCCCCAAGAGCUGAUUGGGAGGGGUGCAGGGGAUUGAGUGGCUGGCUGCUGGAGCCAGCUGCACAAACUGACCUUGUAGGUUGAAGACAUGGGCGUAGAGUUUGGGAAGCGAUUCCUCGGGGAAUUGGUUUGUAAGAAAAGGAUGUUGCUGCAGCGGGCACACGGGGAAGGAAACUUCUGUCCUUCCCCACGGGGCUCAAAGAAAGGGGAUUUCUUUGCCUCCAGAGAACAACAGCUCUUUCUAUUACACGUUAAAGAAAUUGCACCACACAAUCUUAACCUGCAGUGUUUGAUAACAGGGUGGACUCUCGCUUGGCUGUAACUUGUGUUGGCACGUCCUCACUGCUUAAAAUUCGAAGGGAAAAAAGGAAAGAGAUGAUUUCUUUUCCCAAGGGAAACAAGACUGACAGUUUGCUGCACAAGAAACAUCUUAGUAACAGAUACUAAACCAAACCUGUGCGAAUUGUAUGACCCACGUUCAUAUUCUCCCUGGGUUCACUUUCUGCUUGGAUUUUAACGUGUUGCGUGCAGGAUUGCAGCCUGAUCUGCUAAUCAUUGGAAACCCAUUAUCAAGUGAUUGGUGGCUGAGGUGUCCCACACAGACAUGCCAGCACUGGGGAAUGGCCCAGACACAGGGACAUUGGUCAUUUUAAGAACAGAAUCACUGAAUUUCCACAGGUGGGCUGAAUUUUGGCAGGGCAGCAAUCUGUCACAGAGAUAGCUUCUCUUUCUGGGUUUAACAAGGCCUUAAAAAACCAAGUCUUUUGUCAUAGGAAUUUGAGAGAUGCACUGGUUUCACAGAACUAUCCCCACUUCCUUCCUCUUAACAUAAAAGUGGAAGUUCAGGAUGCAGGAAUGGGAGAGGCAGCUGACAAGUUUUGCAUUUUGCUGCAAAAGUGCCCUGUGAAUCGCAGAGCUCUGUGUGCCCUGGGCCUGGUCCUGAGGCCAAGCUGCCACGUUUCUUAACCAGAAUCUUUUAUCUUUUAAAAUAAAGCCCUUACAAAAUGCACUUCUCCUCCCCUGCUGGGCCUUUGUUAGGUUUGGCCAGUUCAAAGCAUCCCAGGACAUUCUGCUACUCCUACCUGAUGCACCAGGACCAACUGCAGACAUCAGAGGUGUUGGAUCUGGGCAUAUAUUUGAAGCACAAUACACCAAGAGGAUUUCAUGGGAUAAAAGGAGAAGAAAAGGAGCAGGCUAGCUAAAAGUCUCUUUUUUUCUGAAGUAAACCUGUUGUGAGCAAGGACUGGCCUUGGCUGGAUUUCUUUCCCUUUUGAUUUGCAGUUUUGUCUCUCCUCCAUUUUGCUUCACGUGUUUCUUUCAAGGUCCAUUGUGGUAACUGUUGAAUCCCUUAUUUCACAUACAUAUUCCAGCUGCUUCUUACUGGCAAUGGCUUAUCAGGUUGCUUGUGGAGAACACCUGAAAGGUAUUUAAAACUGCACAGCUGAAAAGAGAAAGCCUUUUGUUCUGGGUAAGAGCAUCGGCCUCAGCCCUGCAAGAAAUGAGAAUGCCAGGAGGCUGCAGUACACAUAGGAAGAGAGCAGUUCCCUCCAGACAGACUUUCCUCCUUCGGUAGGUCUUGUGUUUCACAUAGUUCUGCUUGCAAGGCGCAGUGGCAGUUGUUAAAGGACUACAUUGAAGUGCUGGGUAGGAGGUUCUGCCAGUCGCAGGCAGCAGCGCUGACCCCAAGUGCUGCUUCUGUGUCUCUGCACAUACUUAGAAAGUGUGGGGACACUGCCUUCAUCUUAGUCUUCAGUGUCAGGUCACUUGUACUGUUACAGGGGUGCGUUGCUUUGCACACCCGUUGUGGAGUAUUUCAGUCGCUGUUUGGAGCAGCCACAUCGUCCCUGGCACCGGGGGAAGAGUCACCUCAGCAGUGUUCAGGUCAGUGGAAGUUUGGGUGGUUUCAUGAGCAGCAGUUGUCAGGGAUGGCUGGGGUGGGGAGCUGGGCGGGCCCGGGGCCACCGGCUUCGUUCCGAGGGACGGUUCGCUCGGGCAGUCGCAGUGUUGGGGUAAGUUGGAUGUUUCUCACCCUGUCUGCUGGCAAACAUCACGGCUUGGCCAGCGGUGUCGGACAAAAAACCCAGGCCUGAGGGUUCACCGUACGGUUUAUUUAAUGUGUUAGCUCAAACCCAACUUGUGCAAAAGGGGUUGGGACUUUGGGGUGUUAUUUAUGUGCACUUUUUGUUGUGUCCCGUGAAAAGAGUAUUCUAAGGAAAACAUGUAUAAAAUUCUAUUUUGUGUGUUCAAGCAGAGAGGCCGUUGUCUGGCCUCCCUGGGCCUGUGUGCUGGAGCAUGGGGGAAGAGUCCACCCGAGCGUUCUGUGCUUGCUGGUGUUUGUACACAGCCCCCAUGGAGGCACCGGCCUGCCAUGGGGCAAAGCCGCCCCUUUCCCUUGUGAAGGGAGAGGCCUCCCCAUGGCCUCAGGGCUCCCCAGGCCUCAGGGCCUCGGCCUCUGCUUAAAAUAAACCACAGGCAACUUUUUACACCUCGGUUGUUUUCAGUAGCAACACAAUGGCAAAUGGUAUUUUUUAUCCUUUGAUGACUAUAAAUGGUUCUUUGAAAAAAAAUGGUUUAGAAACAGGACUUCUGAGGUGAAUCUGGGCGUCUGAAAGGUCCUUUUGUAUAGAGAUCGUGCUGUUUUACAAAGCCAUCUAAUUUUGUUACUGCUCAAAACUGUACACGUGUAAUUAAUAGAGUAAAAGAUUUUAAGGCUUCA
Molecule: messenger RNA, 5297 nt
Organism: Colius striatus (speckled mousebird)
Lineage: Eukaryota; Metazoa; Chordata; Aves; Coliiformes; Coliidae
Gene: LRCH3
Product: leucine rich repeats and calponin homology domain containing 3
Exons: 21
Coding region: 37-2352 (771 amino acids)
Molecular function (GO): protein binding
Source: RefSeq, a predicted model, not a curated record